Messenger RNA from Saccharomycopsis crataegensis, 2568 nucleotides. It is a transcript of the gene ACK1, whose product is annotated as Ack1p. The record is from RefSeq and is a predicted model, not a curated record. Gene Ontology annotation, molecular function: protein binding. Lineage: Eukaryota; Fungi; Ascomycota; Saccharomycetes; Ascoideales; Saccharomycopsidaceae. Bases 1 to 2568 code for a protein of 855 amino acids. The transcript has a single exon.
AUGAUGAACGGAUACAAUAACAAUAACAACAACAACCGCCCUCCGCAUGGCUACAAUAAUCAACGGCAGCCGCCUCCUCCUCAGCAGCAAUAUUAUCAACAGAACGGUGGAGGAAUGAACGUGAAUACCGCCAAUGGAGGAAUGCCUUCUGCCUCAAGAAACAACAACUUAUAUAGUACCGAUCCUUAUUCCAACUUUGGCCCCCAAGGAGGUAAGCCAAAACCUGUCAACAACAAUAAUAACAAUAACAUGUAUCCUCCAAAUGGUGGACCAAGAAAUAGACCACCUCCUCAAAAUGGCCCUCCAAGACAGAAUUAUCCCCCAAGAAACGGCGGCCCUCCUCCUAUUCAAGGAUCAAACGGCUUUGGUAAUGGACCACCACGCAACAACAAUACAAAUGACAACUACGGCGGCCACCCUCCCCAACAACAAAAAUUAAAUCAAAUGAUGAGAGGUCCAUCUCCGGGGCAUGCUACUACUGCGGGAUCUCAGAAUUAUUAUAAUAACAAUAAUAAUAAUAAUAAUAACAUACCUGGCGGAUCGCCAAUUAGAAAGCCUAUGCCAAUGGGUAACGGUUCCCCUAAUCGUGCGCCACCUACAAAAGCUGGCACCAGUUAUCAACAAGGAGCUCCUCCUAAUCAAAAACCUUAUGGAAGAGGACCUGGUAUGAACAAUCAAGGACCACCGAUGAAUAACAAUCAAGGGCUCCCCAAUAAUAAUAAUGGUCAACCUAAUCCUUAUAACCAACAAAACCCUUACAGUCAACAAAAUCCUCACAACCAACAAAAUCCAUACGGUCAGCAGCAAAACCCUUACAAUCAACAAAACCCUUAUAAUCAACAAAAUCCAUACAAUCAGCCGCCAUCAUCAGGUGGAAGUGGCAAUCUCCCUUAUGGAAAUACUCCCCAAAAUGGCAACCAAGACCCACCACCAUCAUCGAGUGGUCGUAAUCCUUAUGGAAAUAAUCCGCAAAGCAACAACCAGCCUCCUCCUCCAUCAAACCAAGGUGUCAAUUAUAAUAACAAUAAUAUGAAUCCUUAUUCUCAAAACAAUCCUUAUAAUCAAAACAAUCCUUAUAAUCAAAAUAAUCAUCUCAAUCAAGGAUCACCUGUUAUGAUUGCCCCGCAAAUGACUUCUUCUUCACAAAUGUCUACUAACGCAUUUGAACAUGAUCUAGUUAAACAAAAUACAGGCGCCAAAGCUAACCCAUUAAACACCGAGAGUGCAAACAACUACAACAACCGGGAAUAUAAUAAUUAUGAUGAUGCCAUAACUUCUAGUUUAGGAGAAGGAGGAGGUGCAAAUGUAAAUGACGGUUAUUUCAACAACCAACAACAAAUUAUCCCAAAGAGAGGCAGCCCACCUCAAGGAAAUCAAGGAAUUGGGCCUGAUCCAAUCAAGGAAAAUAAUAAAAAACCCGAGCCGCCAAAACCUUUGGAUUAUAAUGAAUACAAUAAACGGAAAAACGAUGCUGAAAGAGAUGAAUCCCCUGAUACCCAAUUAUUAUGGGUCAAAGCGAUAAUUGAAGCCACUCAAGAACCAACCUUGAUCAGUGUCAUUGACGUGAAUGGUAAUUACUUACCAAAUAAAUUGACCACCUCCAAAGAAAUAAGAAAGAAUAGAGAUGUUUUCUUGCAUAAAGGGUUAAAGCGCUUGAAGCGUUUGGUAUCCAAAGACCAUCCUGAGGCCAACUACUAUCUUGGAACAUUGUACACCAACGGGAAGAUUUUGGAAAAAAAUUACGAUAAAGCGUUUGAUUAUUAUUUGAAAUCUGCCAAUGGUGGCAGUGGCGAUGGGAUGUAUCGUGUGGCUAUAUGUUACGAAAUGGGAAUUGGGGUGAAACAAGAUGAUAUUGAUGCAUUUACUUGGUUCAAUAAAUCAUCGCAGAAAAAAGUGGUACCGGCAAUGUUCAAAUUGGGAAUGAUUUAUCUCAAAGGUACUUUACAGCAACGUCGGUCGGCUUCAAGAGCAAUUGAAUGGUUGGAACAAGCGGCCAGUCUGGCCGAUGAACAGAAUCCUCAUGCAUUGUUUGAAUUGGGUAAACUUUACGAAGGGUUUUAUCCAAUUUCUUCAUCGAUGGACUCUUUGAAUGUCGAAGAUUCCAAUUUCUUGCGGGAGUUGAAAAUGUUUAUCCCAGAAAUCGAAGAUUCCAAAGCUCUAAAUCUCUACAUUAAGGCAUCCAAACUUAAUUAUUCCCCAGCACAAAGCAAGUUGGGUUGGUGUUAUGAAUAUGGUAAAUUGGGAUGCACGGUAGAUAGCAAACGAUCGAUUGGCUGGUAUUGUCGGUCGGCUGCUCAAGGGUAUGCGUUGGCGGAAAUGGCACUUUGUGGGUGGUAUUUAACCGGAGCCAAAGGAUUAUUAGAAUCGAACGAUAAAGAGGCGUAUCUUUGGGCCCUUAAAGCCGCAGAAAAAGGGUUAUCGAAAGCCGAGUACGCCCUUGGCCAUUUCAAAGAAACUGGUUUGGGAACAGAAAGGGAUGUCGAUGAGGCUAGAAAAUGGUAUAUGAAGGCUGCUGCCCAAGGCCAUCCUAAAGCGAUCCAAAGGAUGCAAGAGUUGAAUUCUCAGUGA